Laccaria bicolor S238N-H82 is the source of this 1251-nucleotide messenger RNA. RefSeq lists its product as uncharacterized. Gene Ontology annotation, molecular function: mRNA binding; poly(A) RNA polymerase activity. Gene Ontology annotation, cellular component: nucleolus; TRAMP complex. The record is from RefSeq and is a predicted model, not a curated record. Gene Ontology annotation, biological process: RNA 3'-end processing. The transcript is spliced from 2 exons. The coding region runs from base 1 to 1251 and encodes 416 amino acids. Lineage: Eukaryota; Fungi; Basidiomycota; Agaricomycetes; Agaricales; Hydnangiaceae.
AUGAACUAUAACGGCGAGAGGUUGAAGGCAUCGCUUAUGGCAGGAUUGCCAACUCGCAUGAAGAGCGCAGGGGACUACGUCGGGAUACCGAUCCCGCCUUGUGGUGACUUUGGAAGCACCACAUCGAUUGGCGUCAUCCCGCCCUGGAUGCCGUCCCAGCAGGGAAAAGACAGUAGAUUGACCCUUCACGAAGAAAUUCAGCUUUUUAUGGCUUACAUGAAGCCUACUCGUGAUGAGGUCGCAAUGCGCAAAGAUCUCGUAGCGCGAUUCAUAGCACUUAUCGCAUCAUUCAAUGCUGGAGCCACAGUUCGCCCUGUUGGCUCUUGUGUCACCGGUCUCUAUCUGCCCACGUCUGAUAUCGACAUGGUACUCACCUUCCAAUCCAAGAGGGGAUACACAAGAACUACCUUAGCGUCCUUUGAACAUAAGAUCAGGAUAUCAGGAUUUUCGAGCAAAAUCGUCUCCGUACUGCAAGCCUCUGUCCCUCUGCUUCGAAUCACCGAUGCAAUCACGGGUAUCGAGAUAGAUUUGACGGAAAGCGAUAGUCAUGCCUUCGAAGCAACUCGCCAGGUCACAAAAUGGAUGACGGCGACUGAUACACAGCUGGUGAAGACACUGGUGUUGGUGGUUAAGCUCUUUCUGUCGAUCAGGAGAUGCGGAACGACAUACACUGGUGGCGUAAAUUCAUAUUUGCUGGUGUGGAUGGUUAUUGCAUGGGUGAAGCUGGACAUGCCAACGGCACAGGUACGCAAGGUAGUGGAUGGUGGGGUAGAUGCACUUGCGCAAGCAAUGGAAGCAUUGUCGACGACUACAACAGCGGGGUCUGCUGCGACUCCCGUCAGCGCAGGCAUUCAAUCCUCGGUUUCCCAGACUGAUCUCGGCACAGCCUUGAUUGCGUUUUUCAAGUUUUGGGGAAGCAAAUUUGAUUACAGGUAUAAAGGCAUUACAUUUUUGCCGGACCCGUCAUACAGGAGUAAGGUUGCGAAUUAUAGCCAAACCUACCUGCUGUCGAUCCGCGACCCAGCAGACACGACUGUGGAUAUGGGGGCUAAGGCAUACGCGAUCAAGCAUGUGAAGGCUUCUUUCGAGGAAGCGUACCUAAUCUUGAAUCGCAUGGCCAAUGGGGAUGGAAAAAAUCCCAAGGGAAUUUUGGGAACCGUUCUUGGAGGCAAUUUUUCGCGGUUCACGGAAAAGAGGAGGAUGAGUUUGAGCAUGUACACGGCAAAACAAAAGAAGGCAAGGUUGGUUUAG